Tyto alba (common barn owl) is the source of this 3814-nucleotide messenger RNA. It is a transcript of the gene CLCN2, whose product is annotated as chloride voltage-gated channel 2. The record is from RefSeq and is a predicted model, not a curated record. Gene Ontology annotation, cellular component: membrane. The transcript has 22 exons. Gene Ontology annotation, biological process: transmembrane transport; chloride transport. Gene Ontology annotation, molecular function: voltage-gated chloride channel activity. NCBI's taxonomy places the organism in Eukaryota, Metazoa, Chordata, Aves, Strigiformes, Tytonidae. The coding region runs from base 639 to 3320 and encodes 893 amino acids.
CAGCUUUGGGGUACCUCUGGUGAGCUCCCACAGUGCUGAGGUGCGCUGCCACACGUGGACAUCCACGGGUGCCUCUGUACCCUCGAUGCCAAGACCUCAGGCCCUCUGCCCCUCUCCCCCAUCCCUCCCAAAAUUGACCCCCAGCCAAGCAUGGCGGUGAGCCUGGGGGCUGGCUGCCUGCGGUGCUUCCCUGCCCACACCCCACGGGGGAGAAACCACGGGGAAGGAGGGACCUGUAGCAGUCCCAGCCCCUCCGUGGGAAGAGAGAGCAAAGCGUCCCCGCAGGGGGGGUCACCCCACGCCAGCUUUUACCCCCACACACACGCACACCUGCACCCACCGGCUGCUCACGGGUGCCAUCCUCAGCCGGGAAACAAAGCCCACGGGUGGAAGGGAUCCCCGCUGCCGGGCAGAGCCCCCCGGCCGGGCACCCUGGGUGCAGCGCCGGGUGCUGGGCGCUGGCUGCCGGUGCCGGGCGCUGCCGGCGGAGGCGGAGCGCGGCCGGUCCCUCCCCCGGGCAGUGCCCCGGGCCCGCCCCGCACGGCCCGGGAGGAGCCGCCGCGGGCACCGGCACCGGCACCGGCACCGGCACCGGCACCGGCACCGGCACGGCCAGGAGCGGCGGCAGCGGCGGCACCAUGGCCUCCGAGAGCGAAGCGCAGCGAGCGCUGCAGUAUGAGCAGACCCUGAUGUAUGGGCGCUACACGCAGGAAUUGGGCACCUUCGCCAAGGACGAGGCGGCCCGGCUGCGGCUGCAGCAGGGGCACGGGGAGGGGGACACCCUCCGGGCCCGCCGCCCCUCCGAGCUGCUGGAGUACACCCAGGGCCGCUGUACCCCCUGCCGCGUUUGCGCCUUGCAGUGCCGGCGGUUCUUCAUCUCCAAGGUGGGCGAGGACUGGGUCUUCCUCAUCCUCCUGGGGUUGGUCAUGGCGCUGGUCAGUUGGGCCAUGGACUUCGCCAUCGCCACCUGCCUCCAAGCCCAGAAGUGGAUGUACGGGGGCCUGGACACCAACGUGCUGCUGCAAUACCUGGCCUGGGUCACCUACCCUACCGUGCUCAUCACCUUCUCGGCUGGCUUCACCCAGAUCCUCGCCCCUCAGGCCGUGGGCUCGGGGAUCCCUGAGAUGAAGACCAUCCUGCGGGGCGUCGUGCUGAAGGAGUACCUCACCCUCAAGACCUUCGUGGCCAAGGUGAUCGGACUGACGUGCGCCCUGGGCAGCGGCAUGCCCUUGGGCAAGGAGGGUCCCUUUGUCCACAUCGCCAGCAUGUGCGCAGCCCUGCUCAGCCGCUUCCUCUCCCUCUUCGGGGGCAUCUACGAGAACGAGUCGAGGAACAUCGAAAUGCUGGCGGCUGCCUGCGCCGUCGGUGUCGGCUGCUGCUUCGCCGCCCCCAUCGGAGGCGUCCUCUUCAGCAUCGAGGUCACCUCCACCUUCUUCGCCGUCCGCAACUACUGGCGCGGCUUCUUCGCCGCCACCUUCAGCGCCUUCAUCUUCCGCGUCCUCGCUGUCUGGAACAAGGACGAAGAGACAAUCACAGCGCUGUUCAAAACCCGCUUCCGCCUCGACUUCCCCUUCGACCUGCAGGAGCUGCCCGCCUUCGCCGUCAUCGGGAUCGCCAGUGGCUUCGGGGGCGCGCUCUUCGUCUACCUCAACCGCAAGAUCGUGCAGUUCAUGCGUCGCCAGAAGACCAUCAACCGCUUCCUCAUGAAGAAGCGCCUGCUCUUCCCUGCCCUGGUGACGCUGCUCAUCUCCACGCUGACCUUCCCGCCCGGCUUCGGACAGUUCAUGGCCGGCCAGCUCACCCAGAAGGACACCCUGGUGACACUCUUCGACAACCAGACGUGGGCCAAGCAGGGGCUCAGCGACGAGUUUGAAUACUUGGGCAUCCUGGAGGCCUGGCGCCACCCGCGCUCCAACGUCUUCGUCACCCUUGUCGUCUUCAUCCUGAUGAAGUUCUGGAUGUCAGCCCUGGCCACCACCAUCCCAGUGCCCUGCGGAGCCUUCAUGCCUGUCUUCGUCAUCGGGGCAGCCUUUGGACGCCUGGUGGGGGAGAGCAUGGCAGCCUGGUUCCCCGACGGCAUCCACACCGACAGCAACACCUACCGCAUUGUGCCGGGGGGCUACGCCGUGGUGGGGGCGGCCGCACUGUCAGGCGCCGUCACCCACACGGUGUCCACGGCCGUCAUCGUCUUCGAGCUGACGGGGCAGAUCUCACACAUCCUGCCCGUUAUGAUCGCCGUCAUCCUGGCCAACGCCGUGGCCCAGAGCCUCCAGCCCUCCCUCUACGACAGCAUCAUCCGCAUCAAGAAGCUGCCCUACCUCCCCGAGCUGGGCUGGGGCCACCACGAGAAAUACAACGUGCGGGUGGAGGACAUCAUGGUGCGGGACAUCCGUUACGUCACCCUCAACUGCAAGUACCGGGACCUGCAGCACGUCCUGCACAGCACCAAGAUGAAGAGCCUGCCGCUGGUGGAGUCGGCCGAGUCCAUGAUCCUGCUGGGCUCCAUCGAGCGGGCGCAGGUGGGGGCCCUGCUCAGCCACCAGCUCAGCCCCCAGCGCCGGCUCCAGGCCCUGCGGCAGAAGGCGCUGGCCAACGACGGGCACCCGCUCGCCGACACCAGCAUCCGCUUCCAGAUCAGCACGGAGGCCUCCUCGGGCACCCCUGCCCGCGCUGCCCCCCGCAAACCCCUGAAGCCGGCGCUGAAGCGGGCGCCCAGCAGCCUGGCCGAGACCCCCCCGGGUGAGUCUGCACACGGCCCCUCCGGCCCCCCCUGCGCCCCCGCUGACACCCCCUCCCUGCCCGCAGCUGGGACUGCCGACCACACCGGCAUCGCCCUCAAGAGCCUCUUCUGUGCCAACACCACCGCAGAGCCCACCGAGGAGGAGCUGGACCCGGGUGACAGGAUGACCCCGGCAGAGAUCCUGGAGUGGGAAGAGCAGCAGCUGGACCAGCUGGUGGACUUCAGCAGCGCCAAAAUCGACCCCGCGCCCUUCCAGCUGGUGGAGCACACCUCCCUGCACAAGACACACACCAUCUUCUCGCUGCUGGGCCUGGAGCACGCGUAUGUCACCAGCAUCGGGCGCUUGGUGGGCAUGGUGUCCCUCAAGGAGCUGCGCAAGGCCAUCGAGGGCUCGCUGACGGCCAAGGGGGUGAAGGUGCGCCCGCCGCUCGCCAGCUUCCGCGACAGCACUGCCAGCGCCGGCGAGCCCGACACCACCGCCCUGCACCAGCUCUGGGACCGCCACCAGCACCACCCCAUGCCCCGCGAGGCCGGUCCCGGGGCCGACGACGACGAUGACGACACCCCCAAGGGCCAGUGAGAUGGGGUCCCCCCCACCACGGCCCACCUUUCCCCCCCCAGGUGCCGCAGGGACCCCCCCCUUCCCCACCCCCGGCGGGUGCCGGGGGAUGCCCGCUCUGUGCCCUCGCAGGGGGGUGGGCACCCUCAAUCCAGUGCCGCUGCCCCUUCCCUGUGCCGGGGGGCUGGCCAGGUGCCCCCCCCCCCCCAGCCUGCCCACGGCCCCCACCUCCCUGCCAGCUCUUGGGGCUUCCCACUUCGCUACCUCUGCUCCCCCCCACUACAGCUCCCAGUGCCCCCCAGCAUUGCCAUCACCCUCACCCCCCCCACCCCACCGGCACCACAGUGGCACUGCUUGGGGUGGCACGGGGGGGGGUGGAGGGGUGUCAGGUCGGGGUAGGCACUGCCCCCCCCCCCCCCCCCCCAUGGCUGAGAACCACCUCUCCACUAUGCACCCCUCCCCGUGUAAAUACAGAGAUUUUUAUAUUAAUUUAAUAAAAUGACUUUAUAAACAGA